GGAAAGGGGGGGAACCUGGGCAGCGGCCGGGCUCUGUGGCUUCAGGGCUCAGGGAGAGAGAGGGAGGGUGGCAAAGAGAGUGAGUCGGUGCCGCCGCCUGCCUGAGGAGAGAGGAAGGGUCCCGCUCGCCCUGCGCCCUUCGCAGGCCGAAAGCACUAGGCACUCGCGAACGUCUGAGGCCUCCCGGCCCCGGGGGACCCCGCCCCGCCGUCCGCCGGCCGGCCCGCGGCCUCUCUUCCCUUUGUGAGCGCCCCCUUACCAGGGGUGGUGUUGGUGGCGGAGGGCUGCGCGUGGGCCCGCCCGCCGAGGGGCCGCGGCGGGGGACCGAGAGGGCCUCGGCUGUGUGAGGACUAGAGGCGGCCGAGGCCCGGGCCGGUUCCCCCGAGGCGGCGACGGCGACGGCUCCUGGCACUUCCCCGCGCCAUCUUAACUGAGCCCAAGCGCUGAGGGCGCCUCCUCGACCCCGGUCGUCCCCUCGCCCCCCCCGCCGCCGCCGCCGCCGCCGCCCCUUGUUGCAGAGCUUGGGCUGGGCGGCUUGCUGGGGCUCGCGGGGGGGGGCGGCGAUCUGUCGCCGGGCCCCCUCCUCCCCCUCACUCCUCACCCUCCAGGGUAGCGGCUACCGGAGCGCUGCAGGGGGCUGCGCCUGCCUGCUCCGCCCCAGACCUGUCGGCGAAAGGUAGUUUAUGCCAACGUGACUUCAUUCAUACAGAUGAACCAAGGAUCGGGAUAGCAGUAUAAAAUUAGAAUCAGACAGCUGACUGCUCAGCAGGAUGCCAUCAACUAACAGAGCAGGCAGCCUGAAGGACCCUGAAAUUGCAGAGCUCUUCUUCAAAGAAGACCCAGAGAAGCUCUUCACAGAUCUCAGAGAAAUUGGCCAUGGAAGCUUUGGAGCAGUGUAUUUUGCACGAGAUGUGCGUACCAAUGAAGUGGUGGCCAUCAAGAAAAUGUCUUAUAGUGGAAAGCAGUCUACUGAGAAAUGGCAGGAUAUUAUUAAGGAAGUCAAGUUUCUACAAAGAAUAAAACAUCCCAACAGUAUAGAAUACAAAGGCUGUUAUUUACGUGAACACACAGCAUGGCUUGUAAUGGAAUAUUGUUUAGGAUCUGCUUCAGAUUUACUAGAAGUUCACAAAAAGCCAUUACAAGAAGUGGAAAUAGCAGCAAUUACACAUGGUGCUCUCCAGGGAUUAGCCUACUUACAUUCUCAUACUAUGAUUCAUAGAGAUAUCAAAGCAGGAAAUAUCCUUCUGACAGAACCAGGCCAGGUGAAACUUGCUGACUUUGGAUCUGCUUCCAUGGCAUCACCUGCCAAUUCCUUUGUGGGAACGCCAUAUUGGAUGGCCCCAGAAGUAAUUUUAGCCAUGGAUGAAGGACAAUAUGAUGGUAAAGUAGAUGUGUGGUCUCUUGGAAUAACAUGUAUUGAACUAGCGGAAAGGAAGCCUCCUUUAUUUAAUAUGAAUGCAAUGAGUGCCUUAUAUCACAUAGCCCAAAAUGAAUCCCCUACACUACAGUCUAAUGAAUGGUCUGAUUAUUUUCGAAACUUUGUAGAUUCUUGCCUCCAGAAAAUCCCUCAAGAUCGACCUACGUCAGAGGAACUUUUAAAGCACAUAUUUGUUCUUCGGGAGCGCCCUGAAACCGUGUUAAUAGAUCUCAUUCAGAGGACAAAGGAUGCAGUAAGAGAGCUGGACAAUCUGCAGUAUCGAAAGAUGAAGAAACUCCUUUUCCAGGAGGCGCAUAACGGACCAGCAGUAGAAGCACAGGAAGAAGAAGAGGAACAAGAUCAUGGUGUUGGCCGGACAGGAACAGUUAAUAGUGUUGGAAGUAAUCAAUCCAUUCCCAGCAUGUCCAUCAGUGCCAGCAGCCAAAGCAGUAGUGUUAACAGUCUUCCAGAUGUCUCAGAUGACAAGAGUGAGCUAGACAUGAUGGAGGGAGACCACACAGUGAUGUCUAACAGUUCUGUUAUCCAUUUAAAACCUGAGGAAGAAAAUUACAGAGAAGAGGGAGAUCCUAGAACAAGAGCAUCAGAUCCACAAUCUCCACCCCAAGUAUCUCGUCACAAAUCACACUAUCGUAAUCGAGAACACUUUGCUACUAUACGGACAGCAUCACUGGUUACAAGGCAAAUGCAAGAACAUGAGCAGGACUCUGAGCUUAGAGAACAAAUGUCUGGCUAUAAGCGAAUGAGGCGACAACAUCAAAAGCAACUGAUGACUCUGGAAAAUAAGCUAAAGGCUGAGAUGGAUGAACAUCGCCUCAGAUUAGACAAAGAUCUUGAAACUCAGCGUAACAAUUUUGCUGCAGAAAUGGAGAAACUUAUCAAGAAACACCAGGCUGCUAUGGAGAAAGAGGCUAAAGUGAUGUCCAAUGAAGAGAAAAAAUUUCAGCAACAUAUUCAGGCCCAACAGAAGAAAGAACUGAAUAGUUUUCUCGAGUCCCAGAAAAGAGAGUAUAAACUUCGAAAAGAGCAGCUUAAAGAGGAGCUAAAUGAAAACCAGAGUACCCCAAAAAAAGAAAAACAGGAGUGGCUUUCAAAGCAGAAGGAGAAUAUACAGCAUUUCCAAGCAGAAGAAGAAGCUAACCUUCUUCGACGUCAAAGACAAUACCUAGAGCUGGAAUGCCGUCGCUUCAAGAGAAGAAUGUUACUUGGGCGUCAUAACUUAGAGCAGGACCUUGUCAGGGAGGAGUUAAACAAAAGACAGACUCAGAAGGACUUGGAGCAUGCCAUGCUACUCCGACAGCACGAAUCUAUGCAAGAACUGGAGUUCCGCCACCUCAACACAAUUCAGAAGAUGCGCUGUGAGUUGAUCAGAUUGCAGCAUCAAACUGAGCUCACUAACCAGCUGGAAUAUAAUAAGCGAAGAGAACGAGAACUAAGACGAAAGCAUGUCAUGGAAGUUCGACAACAGCCUAAGAGUUUGAAGUCUAAAGAACUCCAAAUAAAAAAGCAGUUUCAGGAUACCUGCAAAAUCCAAACCAGACAGUACAAAGCAUUAAGAAAUCACCUGCUGGAGACUACACCAAAGAGUGAGCACAAAGCUGUUCUGAAACGGCUCAAGGAGGAACAGACCCGGAAAUUAGCUAUCUUGGCUGAGCAAUAUGAUCACAGCAUUAAUGAAAUGCUCUCCACACAAGCCCUGCGUUUGGAUGAAGCACAGGAAGCAGAGUGCCAGGUUUUGAAGAUGCAGCUGCAGCAGGAACUGGAGCUGUUGAAUGCAUAUCAGAGCAAAAUCAAGAUGCAAGCUGAGGCACAACAUGAUCGAGAGCUUCGCGAGCUUGAACAGAGGGUCUCCCUCCGGAGGGCACUCUUAGAACAAAAGAUUGAAGAAGAGAUGUUGGCUUUGCAGAAUGAGCGCACAGAACGAAUACGAAGCCUGUUGGAACGUCAAGCCAGAGAGAUUGAAGCUUUUGACUCUGAAAGCAUGAGACUAGGUUUUAGUAAUAUGGUCCUUUCUAAUCUCUCCCCUGAGGCAUUCAGCCACAGCUACCCGGGAGCUUCUGGUUGGUCACACAACCCUACUGGGGGUCCAGGACCUCACUGGGGUCAUCCCAUGGGUGGCCCACCACAAGCUUGGGGCCAUCCAAUGCAAGGUGGACCCCAGCCAUGGGGUCACCCCUCAGGGCCAAUGCAAGGGGUACCUCGAGGUAGCAGUAUGGGAGUCCGCAAUAGCCCCCAGGCUCUGAGGCGGACAGCUUCUGGGGGACGGACGGAGCAGGGCAUGAGCAGAAGCACGAGUGUCACUUCACAAAUAUCCAAUGGGUCACACAUGUCUUAUACAUAACUUAAUAAUUGAGAGUGGCAAUUCCGCUGGAGCUGUCUGCCAAAAGAAACUGCCUACAGACAUCGUCACAGCAGCCUCCUCACUUGGGUACUACAGUGUGGAAGCUGAGUGCAUAUGGUAUAUUUUAUUCAUUUUUGUAAAGUGUUCUGUUUUGUGUUUACUAAUUGGGAUGUCAUAGUACUUGGCUGCCGGGUUUGUUUGUUUUUGGGGAAAUUUUGAAAAGUGGAGUUGAUAUUAAAAAUAAAUGUGUAUGUGUGUACAUAUAUAUACGUACACACAUACACAUAUAUUAUGCAUAUGGUGAAAAGAAUUGGCUAGAUAGGGGAUUUUUCUGAACACUGCAAAAAUAGAACGCAGCAAAAUGGCUUCAGUUAUCACUUUUGGGUGUCUGUAUCCUAAGAAGUUUCUGAAAAGAUCUAAAGCCUUUUUAUCCCAUAUCCCAAAUUCUUAUGAGCCACUCACAGCAGGCAGCAUAUGUUGAAAUAAGUUAUUACUGGUACACACCUGCAUCCCCUCACCAAUGUAUUUAUUUGUUAUUAAAUUGAUCUGACUUCUCAGCCUCAUUUGGACUAAAAAAAGAAAGCAGAAAUCCAUGAACACAUUGCUUCUCGGCCUUUUGGCUAAGAUCAAGUGUAGAAAUCCAUGAACACUAAAGGACUGCAUUGACUUUUUCAGAGAGUAGAAAACAACUUAGUUUUUUUUUUUCCUGAAUGCGUCAUAGGCUUGUGAGUGAUUUUUGUCCAUUCAAUUGUGCCUUCUUUGUAUUACAAUAAGAUGGGGGUACUUAAGGAGAUCACAAGUUGUGUGGGGAUUGCAUUAACAAACCUGUGAGCCUUCAGUGGGGAAGACCAGAAGGGUGAGAGGGGCCCUGAAAGUUCAUAUGGUGGGUAUAUCCCGCAGCAGAGUGAGGAGAUGAAGCUUACAUGUCCUGACGUUUUGUUGCUUAUACUGUGAUAUCUCAUCCUAGCUAAGCUCUAUAAUGCCCAAGACCCCAAACAGUACUUUUACUUUGUACAAAAACAAAGACAUAUAGCUAAUACAAAUCAAAUGCCAGAGGUAUUUGAUGCCAUAUUUGCAAAUUGCCAUCUAUUGAAAUUCUCGUCACACUACAUAGACAUAAUUGUUAUCUCCUUUUGGCUUACGUGAUUUUCUGUUUACAAGUAGAAUAGCCAAUUAUUUAAAUGUUUAGUUGCCACAGUGAACCAGGAGUCACUGAGCCAAUGACUUUACCAGCUGCUGACUAAUCUUCAUCACCACUGUAGAUUUUGCUGCAUGUGCAGGUCCUCUAUUUUUAAUGCUGUUUUCGUUGCUGCAGUACUUUACAAACUUCUAGUUCGUUGAGACUUAGUGACCAUUUGGCAUCAAGUUAACAUCACACAAUAGGAAACACCACUUUGACAAGUCUCAAGCCUCAGUGCUAAAGUACUACUGAAAAGGAACUAGGAAGUUUGGCCAAUUAAAAAAAAAAAGUAAAAGUAAGUUAUAGUGGUCAGGGAAUCUCUUGACGAAAGCUAACUCUUUUUUUUUCAGGGGGCACGUGUUUUGUUUCGUUAUGUUUUGUUGUACAAUGAAGGAUGAACCCAAUGCUAAAAAGUCAGUUAUUUUCUUGGUUUUCCAUUUCUUGUAUAGAAAUUGAGUUGGAGGUGGGUAGGAAGCUGUGAGUAUGACUUGAAGAAAAAUAUCCUUUUCAGUGACAAAUCAGAGUUUCUUACAAGUUAUUGUCCUGCUCCCUUCCAAGUUGUCUUGAAGAAUCCUUGCUGCUAACUCUGGAUCCUGCUUUUCCUAUAGUCAGAGGGCUCCAAGGUAGAACUCUCUAAGUCCCUCUCAGUGGCACUCUUUUCCUAGACCAAACUAAUGACCAAAUAAUAAUCAAUCUAUCACUGUUGAAGUCCUGGUUUUCUCAACCAAAUUUUAAGUCUUUCCCAGGUAUGUCAGUCGAGUUGCCAUGAAUCCUCACCUGUAGGAUUUUCUGAGAUUUAUUUUAAGGAAACUGGAAGAAAAUUAAUGUUUUAAUGUAAAUGUUUUUAAAACCAAGAUCACCAUAGAGUUCACACAAAAUUUUAGGCAGUGUUUCAAGAAGCACUCUUAUGUGUUAUUCUUUCGGCCCCUGCUCCAGGUCACCAGUUUUUAGGUAAACAUGACAUGUACUUGUAAUAUCAGUGAAAGGGGCUUUUAGUCGUCUCAGUAUCUUUUUUGCAUUCAGGUAUUACAGCGUUUCCAACAAAUUGAGAAAUCUACCUAUUUGGUGUAAAAUGAUAAGAGAGAGCCUUAGAAUUUAAUAAAACGUCAAAAAUAUAAUUUGAUACCCUUAAAAAUUAUUCAUAGAUCUGGCUGCUCUGUACUACUGGAUGGGUGGAAUAGGGAAGCAGAUCACUUUUGCAUACAAAACUCUUUCAAACCCAAAAUACUAUUGGUGGUACAUUUUAAAGUCCAAUUGUGGACUUAAAUAAGUCAAAUUGAGAGUUCCUGAGUCCAUUCAGAUCUCCAGUAGGGUUUUGUAUCCGAUGUAUUUGUUUGGCCACCAGUUUUACAUGUAGGUCAUGACUAUACCUGGAUUUUAUCAUUAAGUUAACUUUAAAGUAUAUACAGUUUGCAAAAAAUGAUUCAAAUUAAUUGGUUUGUAUAUGUUUGUGAGAACUAGCUUCUGAGGAAUCUCAUACAUAGUAGGAACCAUCAUAGAGUAAAGCUUGUAGCAGAAAAAUUGGAAAGGUUUUGAGAUAUCCUAGAGAAAGAGCAAGCACUUUCUGAAUCAGUGGACAAAUAUCAAUAUUUGAUCAAAUUAACACUACCUCCUUCCCAGUGUUGGUGUUCACUCACUAUGUCUUUAAGAAAAUUAAAAGUAUGGAAAAUUUGUCUAGCAUAUCAGAAGUUGUAAAUGCUAUAUCUGGUAUCCAGAGGCUGGCUGUAAAAAGUUCCUUGGGGUCACUCUAUCUCCCAUUUUUUUGGUUAGCAUUUUAAAAAUGCAAAGCCACAUACUUUGAAAUAUAUUAUUCCAAAUUGAGCUCCCUUCCCUUUGCACAUAUUUUUCUUCCCCUUAUUGAAGUCAGCUCUAACCCCAAAUUCUAGUAUCCAAAAGUAUUUUUUUUUUUUUUUUUUUUUGAGACGGAGUCUCGCUCUGUCGCCCAGGCUGGAGUGCAGUGGCGCAAUCUCGGCUCACUGCAAGCUCCACCUCCUGGGUUCACGCCAUUCUCCUGCCUCAGCCUCUCCGAGUAGCUGGGACUACAGGCGCCCGCCACCACGCCCGGCUAACUUCUUGUAUUUUUAGUAGAGACGGGGUUUCACCGUGGUCUCGAUCUCCUGACCUCGUGAUCCGCCCGCCUCGGCCUCCCAAAGUGCUGGGAUUACAAGCGUGAGCCACCGCGCCCGGCCCCAAAAGUAUUUUUAUUUGUAUAAUGUUAUCUGAAAAAUGUGUUUACAUUGUAUUUUCAGAGCUGCAAUUCUUAUUCGCCAUUUCAAUACCUAGAGAUAAAGAGUCUUAUAUUUGAAGCCACACACACUGGUGUAAUAUGCUUAGUACUCUAGGUCAAGGAUUUGUUGGUAAAUGGAACAUUUUAGCAUAGUCAUUAUGAUUUUUGGUUGCCUAGACAUCGGUAAACAUUCAGUACACUAAAGAAACUAUCCUGGACACUCCCUCCUGCUUCCACCAAUUUUUUUCUCACCCCCUUUUCAAAAAUUGAAAACUCUAUGAGUGUCUUUUUGAGACCAUAAAGCAGACUUUAGUAACUUUCUAUUUCUGUAAGUACUAAAUGUCUGGCAUUUUAAACUUUUGUAGAAUACAUUGUGUUGGACACUGGAAUAAUACUAUUUAUUUUCACCUGUGAAAAAUGACUUCAUUGUACUUGAAACACCUCCUUUGCAUUUCUCCAUUUGUGCCAUUCACUUGUGGAAAUAAAUUGUAUUAUACCAUGAUCUACUGGCUUUUUAAAACUGUGUUAAAUAUGCACAUUUUUGGUAUAGCUAUUAUCAUUUGUAUGUAUAUAUUGUAUAUACAUAUGAGUGUCUAUAUGUGUGUAUAGAUAGAUGGAUGGAUGUAACUCAUACUGUACAUUUCCCAUCAGGGCACUUAAAGUUCUGUUAUUUUUGUUUGGUUUUGUUAUUUCAGUCCUCAGUUAAGGCAAGAAUGCAUGUGUUUCUUAAGAAUGAGUACUUUGCGUUGAUGUUUAUGAGAAGGUGGUCAUUAGAUGCAGUCUUUUCCUUUUUAAUCCCCUCUUAGCACUUGUGUGAGUGGAGAGGACGUUAAGUAAAAUUUGGAAUCAUAAGUUGCAAUGCAGUAAAAUGGUGCUGGGGAAGGAGCCAGUUAGUGUUUCUGUGAGUUUGUGUUGUGAUGCAGUAAAAGAUAAGUAAUGCAGAGAGAAAUGAACCAUGGAAAGUAAGAACACUGAUGGUGAUUCCUCUGCAAAGAUGAUAAAAAAAAACAAUCACACAAUCUUUAUGUGCUUUCUAUUUGUAUUUCUUAGUAGUGAUACCAUUGAUCCUCUUACUUUUUUUACUCCAUUAAUACUAAUAAUUAUAUACUUUGCUGAGGAUCAAAACAGCCAAGAAAGGAAUUACUGCUAAAGCAUCUAAGAUUCUCCUAAACUGUAAAAUCAACAGGAAAUGGCCACUGGGAGAGAAGGAUUUGGUAUUGGGUGAGGGGCUUUCUCCCUUUACCUGCCUCUUCUUGCUUGCUAAUAGUAAGUUCUUUGUGCACCUUCCACCACUUCUGAGCCACUACUAUUCAAAUAGAGAUUUGCCCCAACACAUUAACUUUUACCUUGGAGAUUUAUAUGGUCCUGCAUUUUGUUCUGUGCUCACAAUGUGAAGUGUCUUCUGUAUUCAAAUCAAAAAAUAAUAUAUUUAAGGUAUAUAAGUGUGAAUCUCCUAUAAUGAUGGACGAAGAGGUUCUCUUGUCUUAGAUAGAAAAGAGCCUUCUCCAAGAGCAAUGUCAAAACUUGGGCUGUCAUCUUUGAGCUGUUUACCAAAAUACAGACCAUUAUUGAAGAAAAACAAAUUAUCUAUUUUGUUUUCCCCCAUCUAACAUGAUAGUGCCCCCAACCAGUUUGUAGCAUUGCCUUUUAAAAGAGACUCACUCACUCUUAGUUUUUAAGAACUGGAAAUUUCCCAUCCUCAGAUUCCUUAAAGGAUGAACAGUUGGCUGUACACUUAGCGGACUUGCCUCCUGUAUGCAAGGACUACUGAUUUGAAGUCUGUUUUGCUGUGUCUGGUUAUGUUGUCUGCACUUUUAUGAAAUCACUACAAUAGGUCUGCAUUGGAAAUGACUAUUAAUUUGUAAAGAAGUAAGUUUUAUUAAACACUGUCUAGAAAGUGAAGCUGAGAACUCUGCCUUUAUUGUGCAUUUAUAUUUUCUGCUGAAUUCUGGUCGUUCCCUUUAAAGUCACGUUGACUAAUGUUUUCCUCCUUGUUCGUAUUCAGAUUUCCAAAAUUUCACUCAUACAAGGGAAGAGACUCCAUUUAGCUUAACAGUAGUCUUUAGAUCAUCAGAAAUAUAUAAAUUAGUAUGCACCUUAUCUGCCUGUUGUGGGUUUCUUAAACUUGCACUUCCUACCCACCCAAAGAUAGAUAUCCUUUAAAGAAAAUAAAGGCAGAGAAUUAAAACUGGGGAGCCAUUUACUAUGUCACCAUCACUGUUAACUGUUUCCCAGCAAUCUAAACUUUUUGAAGUUUCAGAGGUGUAUUUUUUUUUUUUUUGUAUAUAUGUCUGUGUGAUUGUAUUGUUUUGUUUUUAAAUAUACAAGGAAUUCUUUAAAUAGAGAAAAAGGUUAAUCCUCACUGAAACACCAGGAUGCCCACUGGAUAUACUAAUCUGAACAUCUGUAGGUAGUUUGUCAUGAAAAAGUGGAGAGAAGAUGAGACUUUUGAAUGAAUGAAAAAGGGUAUCUUGAUGCCCAGAAUUCCCCCACAAAGUACGGGUAAUUCAACCUGCACAGUUUUCUUUCACUCAAAGUGUUUAGCACUUGUGAGUGAAAAAUCAUGUAAUUAUCUGUAAAUAUGUAGCUAACAAAUUGACCUAGUUUCUGUAUUUUUUUGUUUUUGUACUAAAGUUUAUAGGUCUGUGCCAGCUAGAGAGAAGUUGCUGUCAUUACCAGUUGUGGUCCUAGCAUCUAACCCUGAAACCAUCCUAGGUGACAUUUUUAGAAUUAAUACUUAAGUGUUAAACAGGGGGAAAUGAAGCUUAAUCAUUGGUCAGGUUUGAGAUCUUUUGCAGUGAAAUAAUUUAAUAUAAAUGAUCACAUGUCCUCAAUCAUGAAUGAGGUAGGGAGCCUCUCUCCCCCAGUGGCCAUGUUUACAAAGGUGUGUUUUGUCUAUAAAGUGCAAGUGUUUUAAUGUCUAUGUAAAUUAUGCAGGUGAUAACAUGGUUUGGAACUGUUUAUUGGGCUCUUUAACUGAAUUUUCAAAUGAAAUGAACUAUGCUUAUUGCUGGCACAUUGAUCCCAUUUCUGGAACGUUUUUCCUAUUUCCAGAGUUACAUAUGUUCUUUUGUCAUUACCCAAUUUAACCUCCCUUUCUCUGAUAUGCCUUGUAGCCAGAGUAUUAAAGGCUGAUGAACAUAGACAAGGGAAAUGCAUUUCUUAGAAAUCCGUGAACCCUCAGUUGUAUGCUUUCAGUACUCGUGUUAAUAUGUUUCUAUGGCAACUCUGAGGUCAGUGGUUUAGAAAUGAGAUACCAGUGUUAAUGAAAAGUGUGUGCUCUUUGCUUUUGCAUGGCUUGGCUUAGUAUCCAAGGUAUAUUAGGGCCACUUGAAAGCAUGAAGACCAGUUAUAUAGGGAACAGGUUUCUCUCAGUGGCACAUUUUGCUUUUUCUGAGCCCCAAAUACAUUGCCUGGGCAUGAAUUGCACAUGGUCAUGGACUGAAUUAUGUGACUUUAAAGGAUGUAACUGCCCAACAUUUGCAGAUUCUGGGUGGUCUUUGUGACCAUUUGGCUCGUAUCCAAAAACCCCGGGGCUAUUGGAACCCUUCCAACACUUUUUCCUUUGUCAUAGACAAGUGUAUAUAUAACUUAUCAAGAUAUUGGCUGUUGUGGUGUAUUGCCAGACAGCUCUCUUUUGGUUCCCAUUCCAAAUGUGCUGCUGUCCUUCUUUGCAUUUCACAAUAUCAAAGAAACCACCACCCUUCUUCCUAACAGCAUUUUAUGCCUUUUAUUCCACAUUAAAUGGGAAUUGUGCCUACUUAGGAGUGCCCCUCCAAUUAAUUACAUGUGUCCAAGAAUAAUCCAAGCCAGAGACACAAGGUGGGAAAACAUUUCAAAAAAAAAAAAAAAAAAGUCCUCUUAAGGCCAGUAAUUUAUCUGAAAAGGUAUUUUAUCACUCCUUGACACGUUAUAUAUGAGCCUAUUAGGAGCUGCAGGUGGUUUCAUAGGGUAAAAUCCAAGAAAAGAGAAGGAUGUGUGGGGUUUCUAUUAGAAGAUAAUUUUGUUCUCAUUUUACCUUUUCUUUUAUGAUCCUUCUCUGCUAGAACAGGUUAAUUCUCCAAAUUUGUUUUGUUUUUUUUUUUAUUUUUUAGGGAAAUUUUUGCAAAAGCAAUGGUCGGAUGUAAAUAACAUUUAAAGUAUAGUGCACAUAACUUCCCCGGACUGUUCCAAUCUGAUAAUUUGUAAAUGCUUUAGAGUUUUUUAAAUUAACACUUGUGUUGCUAAAUCCUAUUUAUGUAAGUCUGCUAAAGUUUUUUAGCCCACUUAAAACUUAAGACAACCAUUUAAAUAAUGGAUGGGUUACUAUGAGCAAUUUAGCUUUCAGAACCCCCUUGUUUUAGUAUAUGAAAAAGCCUAAUGCGCAUUAAUGAGGUUGAAGAGACUAUGAGAAAUAUGUAUAGUGUAUAUUUUAAAACAGCUUUGCUUGUAUUGUGAAGAUUUAAAAACAAACUUGAGAUUUUUAACGUAACUAUUAACACAGUUUUAACGUAAGUUAUCCCACUGGGUUUAAGAGCAUCUUGAAUGUAUAAUCCUUUUUGUAACCCAGGUUGGUUUCUACUUUUACCAGUCACCCAAACAUAUUUAUGUUUUUAGUUUUAUAUACUCAUUUCCCUUUGUUUUCCUCAAACAGCAUGAUUUUUUUGCACAUGUAGAAAUUUUUUGAAAGAAAUUAGUACAUCAUUUUCUCUGGAUUUUCUUCACUUCCCUCUUCCUUUCUACUAACCCCUUCCUUAAAGGCCAUAUCACUCCAUUUGCAUUAUUUGUGCAAAUGCCAGGGUUGGUUUUUAUUUUUUAUUUUUGCUAUUUACCUAAAAAAAGAAAAUGCUUCAGUCAAUUGCUUUUUUAUUUAAAAAAAAAAAAAGAAAAGAAAAAAAGCUGUAACCUUAUCAUUUCUGAGUAGACCAUUGAGCGAUGAAUGCACACCUGUAAUAGCCCAGGACCAGCUGUGGUGGCUAAAGGGAAUAUGUUAAUUAAGCAAGAGGUUCUUUUCUAAAAGUGGUAUCUGUUAUCCACAAUGUAUUUCAGUUAUUCCCACAAGUCAGGGGUCCAGAUAAAAUGAGGGUUAUCAGCUAACUGAUAUGCUAUCAUUGAGGUUCAUCAAUGAAUUUGUACAUUUCUAGUUCCCUUUGGUGAAGGGAAAAAUGAUGAUUUUGCAAGACCUAGAUUUUGGCUUGGUUUCUUGCCUCCUUUUUUGGCAGCCUUCAUCUUCUCAUCUCCCAAAUCCCCUGAGCCUGUAGGGUUUUCAUAGUGGACAAAGAACUUGUGGUCUUUUAAAAUUGGGACUGAUAUUUUUUUGAGAGAGUAUCGUGUCGAAAGGGUGAUGUUCUACCACUUUACCAAUAACUAAUUUUAAAUACACAUUGUCCUCUCGAUUUUUGGACCAAACAGACGCUCACAGUGGAGGCUUAUCAAGGGUUGCAUUGGGGAAGAAGCCUCUCCCUCUCUGUCAGCACCAGCUGGUAAAGGUGACUGUACAGAUGUGCAUUUUCCUUUUGGUAUAAAUGGUCCACAGCACUAACUGGUAAGGCUUAUUGUACAGUAUAUUGUCAGUAUUCUUCUGGUUCAGCAUACCUUAUAGUUCAUAUAUAACCUGUAUUAAUUGUAUAGAUUGUGCAUUUAAAGCUGUUACCAAGUUGUCAGAACAUAAGAGCGAAAACAAGGUCAUAUGUAAUAUUUUGUUUGUAAGUAUCCUUUGUAUCAUAGCAAAGGAAAUGUUUAAAAAAAUCAACUGUAAUAAAGUAAUUUUAGUACA
Molecule: messenger RNA, 12938 nt
Organism: Symphalangus syndactylus (siamang)
Lineage: Eukaryota; Metazoa; Chordata; Mammalia; Primates; Hylobatidae
Gene: TAOK1
Product: TAO kinase 1
Biological process (GO): protein phosphorylation; regulation of cytoskeleton organization
Cellular component (GO): cytoplasm
Molecular function (GO): ATP binding; protein serine/threonine kinase activity
Source: RefSeq, a predicted model, not a curated record